Trachemys scripta elegans is the source of this 1749-nucleotide messenger RNA. It is a transcript of the gene MAP2K6, whose product is annotated as mitogen-activated protein kinase kinase 6. Gene Ontology annotation, molecular function: MAP kinase kinase activity; ATP binding. Gene Ontology annotation, biological process: MAPK cascade; protein phosphorylation. The coding region runs from base 286 to 1290 and encodes 334 amino acids. Lineage: Eukaryota; Metazoa; Chordata; Testudines; Emydidae. The transcript has 12 exons. The record is from RefSeq and is a predicted model, not a curated record.
UCCAAGUUUGGAGCUUUUAGCUGCCAGCCCUGGCCCAUCAUGUAGGUGCAGCAGAGCCUUCCCUUCCAUUGCAAUUGGGAAAAAAAUUACUUUGCAAUCUGUUUUGCAAGGUGUGCAAUUGCACCGCCCCUCUCUGCAAAGAGAUCUGCUGCAGCAAGUCAGAAAAACUCCAGUUGCAUGAAGAUUGAGCGCUUGCAGUUUGCAUCUUUGUUGCAAAACUAGCUACAGAAGAGAGGCAAGGCAAAGUCUUUUGUGCUCCCCUCCCCCAUCAAAGCAAAGGGGAAAAUGUCUCAGCCGAGAGGCAAGAAGAGAAACCCUGGGCUGAAAAUUCCUAAAGAAGCGUUUGAACAACCACAGACAAGCUCUACGCCCCCUAGAGAUUUAGACUCCAAAGCCUGCAUCUCUAUUGGCGAGAAGAACUUUGAAGUGAAGGCCGAUGACCUGGAACCGAUCUCUGAACUGGGCCGAGGUGCGUACGGGGUGGUGGAGAAGAUGCGGCACAUGCCUAGCGCACAGAUCAUGGCGGUGAAGCGGAUCCGAGCCACAGUGAAUAGCCAGGAGCAGAAGAGGUUACUGAUGGACUUGGACAUCUCCAUGAGGACGGUAGACUGCCACUUCACAGUCACUUUCUAUGGUGCGCUCUUUCGAGAGGGAGAUGUGUGGAUUUGCAUGGAGCUGAUGGAUACCUCAUUGGACAAAUUCUACAAACAUGUCAUUGACAAAGGCCUGACGAUUCCUGAAGACAUCUUAGGGAAAAUAGCCGUCUCUAUUGUAAAAGCACUAGAACAUCUACAUAGUAAGCUCUCCGUAAUUCACAGAGAUGUAAAGCCCUCUAAUGUGUUGAUCAAUACACAGGGGCAGGUGAAAAUGUGCGAUUUUGGAAUUAGCGGUUACCUCGUUGACUCUGUUGCUAAAACCAUGGAUGCAGGAUGCAAGCCCUACAUGGCUCCUGAAAGAAUCAACCCAGAGCUAAACCAGAAGGGAUACAGCGUCAAAUCGGAUAUCUGGAGUCUGGGAAUCACCAUGAUCGAGCUGGCGAUCCUAAGGUUUCCGUAUGACUCCUGGGGGACGCCGUUCCAGCAGCUCAAACAGGUGGUGGAGGAGCCGUCACCGCAGCUUCCGGCGGACAAGUUCUCAGCGGAGUUUGUCGAUUUUACCUCACAGUGCUUGAAGAAGAAUUCCAAAGAACGGCCAACAUACCCAGAGCUUAUGCAACACCCUUUCUUCACCCAGCACGAAUCCAAAGAGACAGAUGUGGCUUCUUUUGUAAAACUCAUCCUGGGAGACUGAGAAAUGGACUUGUACAUGAUUUGCCCUUCUGUGGACUGGUGGGUUUAGGGGAAGGGGUGUGCGGCGGGGCUCAGUCACGAAAGCACCAAUAGAAAGUCGCCUUUUUUAAAAAAUUUUAAAAUCCCCGCCUCUCCAAUGUUUUUAAAGGGUUCUUUGGUAUCCAUAGUGACAUAGAGUGAACUGGUUAGUGAAAUGAAUUUUAAUAAGGUUGGCACCCUUCAAACAAACAAAAUAAUUUUUAACAAGGGUGAUUGAAAUAUUUAAUGACAGUCAAGAUUCCCCUCCCCCCCCCAACUUUCUCCUCAACCCCCUUCCCUUGUUUCUGUCAAAUUGCUUUUGUCAUGGUAAUAGGUGCUAUGGUAGUCAUGAAGUUGUAUGUAGAUUUAUAUUUUGUCCCUUCCAUUAUUUUAAUAUUUAUGUUAAGUGCUUGAUUGAAUAGAUUUCUGUUUUAUAUGAGAA